Effrenium voratum is the source of this 2735-nucleotide messenger RNA. Lineage: Eukaryota; Dinophyceae; Suessiales; Symbiodiniaceae. The record is from the annotation of a GenBank genome assembly.
UGGGUUGUGUUGGAAACAGCAUCGGAGCUUGCAAGCAGCACGAUUCUGGAUGCCUGAGCCAUGCUCGGCUAUGGUGAUUGGACGUCAACCUUGCAGGCCCGCACAGGGCUCGCAAAGAAGAAUCCGCCGCGGCGAAUACGCGGCGCGCGGGCGGCAGGCAAGAGCGAGCUGCUCAAGCAACUGCAGGCCCGCACUGCGCCGGACACAGUGAAGCAGUUGCGGGAGAAGGGCCACCUAAAGAGUCCACAGGACUUUACUGCGCUGAUCACGGCUUUGGGCAAUGUCUUCGAAUGGAGGCAUGCGCUAGCAGCCUUCGAGGAGAUGCGCGACAGAGGUUUGCAGCCUGGUGUCUUCGGCUACGGCUCGCUUUCGCGAGCCUUCGGGCGGCGACGCCAGUGGGAGCGUGCACUGCAGCUCCUUGAGGAGUCCAAAGACGAAAUCACUGCGGAUGCUGCCCUCUACAGCAGUGUGAUGAAAGCCUGCGAAGAAGACUCCGACAGGGUUCUGUCGCUCUUCAAGGAGAUGCAGCAAGGUAUCGAGCCGGACAUGCAGAGCUUCGGCAUUGCCAUUAGCUCCUGCUGCCAGCAGCAGAACUGGCAGCAGGCCUUAGGCUUGCUGCUGCAAGCGCGCGACCGUGGCUUGCAGCCCAACGCCAUUACGGUAUCCUCCGUGAUGAAGUCGCUGACGCCGGAGCACUGGGCGCGUGCCUUGCUGCUCUGGCAAGACUUCGGGGAGGCUGAGCUGCAGAAGGAUGCGAUUAGCUUCACCACAGCGAUCCAAGCCUGCGCUAGCGCCAAGCUCUGGCGCUUCGCCGUGAACUUGUUGGAAGAGAUGCACCGAGAGGACUUGAAUCCUGGUGCCAUCCCGACGAGUGUGGCUAUCUCGGCGUGUGGCCAGGUGAACGAGUGGGAGGUGGCGCUGGAGCUGUUCCGAAGCGUGAGGGAGUCCAGAGAAGCUCUGGAUGCCGUGCUCUACAACUCGGCGGUCCAGUCCUGUGGGGAAGGUGGCAAGUGGCAGGCCGCUGUGCGUCUCUUUGAGGAGAUGAAGGAGGCGUCGCUGGUCUCCGAGAAGGGCUUCAGCGCACUGAUCACAGCUUUGGGGAAGAGCAAGAAGUGGCAGAAAGCGCUGGGGGCUCUGGAGUCGAUGGAGCCGAAGAACGUGAUAGGCUUCGGCUCUGCGGCCUUUGCCAUGUCCAUGGCCAAGAAGUGGCCCCACGCUUUGGCCUUGCUUCAGGGGCUGCUGGCAACAGACCUCCAGCCGGAUACCAUCUUCUACAACUCCGCGAUCAGCGCAGCAGAGCGCAGCGGCAAAUGGAAGGUGGCUGUAGCCUUGCUGGAGGACAUGAAGGCGCGAGAGGCUGCCCCAGAUGUGGAAACCUACGCGGCCAUCAUCCAAGCCUGCGUCUCCAAGAAGAAGUGGCAGAUUGGGCUGCUCCUCAUGGACGACAUGCUAGUAGAGCAGCUGGAGCCAGACACGCAGACCUUGGGCUUGCUGCUCAGCGAGUGUGAGCAGCAUGGCGCCAGCGAGUCUGGGAUCCUGAAGGGGCUCGCGGACGGCAAGUCAGGCGCGAGGAGCCGAAAGCAGCCGGUGCCGGAGGCGGAGGAUCUGGAUGAAGAGGAGGUGUACGAGGAAGAGGAGCCUCGGGCGACCGCGGCAGGUUUCAAGCCUAUCCCCAUGACUUCCUCGAUGAACGCGCGGAGGGUGAAAGGACGUGCAGUGCCGGGGCAUACGCCGGGCCAGCUGAAGCCGCUGGGGGACGACUUCCGGCCGCCGGCGCCCAGGCGCCCGCGGUCUGGCAUCCGGGUCCGCGCGGGCCAGCCCUAUGCGAAGGAGCUGCGGUUACUGCAGCGCGUAGUGGAGGAGGUGCCGCCGGGCGACCCCGUGGCAAUCUGCGAGGCCAUCGAGAGCUUUGGGGAUGAGGUCCUGGUGCGGGGCAAGGCCAAGCUCUGGCUCAAGAUUGCCGGCGGCAUCAAGACGGAAGUCCUGACGCGGGCGGUGAGGGGCGGCCCGUUGACCUGCGGGGACUUGCAGUGCAGCGUCCUGGAAGUUGGCGCCUACUGUGGGUAUUCGUCCACGCGCAUGGCUCUGGCGCUGCCGGGCGUCCACAUCGCCUCCCUGGAGGUUGAUCCGGUGCAUGUGGUCAUCGCCCGCAACGUCGUGCUACACGGGGGCCUUUCUGGUACCAUCGACGUAUGGACGGGCCACAGCAAGGACCUCCUGCCGAGGAUCAUGCACCGCUACGGUGGGGAUCUGAAGUUCGGCGCGGUCUUCAUGGACCAGAAGGGUACCCGCUACAGCGAGGACAUGAUGAAGAUGGAGUCGGAAGGUUUGCUGCACCCGGGGGCGGUGGUGGUGGCGGACAACGUUCUGAAGCCCGGGGCGCCGCUGUUUCUCUAUCAGAUCAUGAAUGGGGGGAGAUAUCACGCCCAGAUUGCUUCCAUGGACGAGUUUGCCAUGCCCUCGGAAGACUGGAUGUCUAUCAACGUCCAGCGGCGAGAGGCGCCAGACAACGAGACGGACGCGCCGGAGGAUCUGUAUCAGCUGGCCAAAGAGACGGACCGCAUGCGGGAGCGGGCGGUGGGUCCUGGCCGGAGUGUCACCUACGAGGAGUGGGGGGAGUUUGCCCAGGAGGUGAAGAACCGCCUGGCGGCGGCCAAUGUCACGUUGACUCUGGACUUGCGUCCGGAGAGCAGCCGCCAGCGAGACGAUCUCUUCGGCGCCAAGUCGCGGUGAGG